GCUGGAGUUGUGGCUGAGGUUUCCGUGCGCCAUGGAGGGCGAGGUCCUGGGAGAUGACGCACUGCUGCGGAGGCUCAGGGACAGCCGCCGCCGCUUCCAGAGGCGCAUGCAGCAGCUGUUAGAGAAGUACAACCAACCCUUCGAGGACGCCCCGGUGGUGCAGAUGUCCACGCUGACCUACGAGACGCCCCAGGGAUUGCGAAUUUGGGGUGGAGGACUAAUAAAGGAAAGAAACACAGGACAAAUCCAGGGCUCCCCAGUGAAGAUGAAAAGCAGGACGGAUGGGCCUGUGCGAGACUCAGCCGGAGGGCAUGAGCUUCCCUCGCCCUGCACACAAGUCGAGGAUUCAAAAAGCACUGAUGCUGAUACAACUUUAUUCCAUGAAGAUGUGGUUGCUGGUAACUUAAUGCCUGCAGUGCCCUGGAGCCCACUGAAAAACGAGUUAAGGAGGAAAUACUUGACACAAGUGGAUAUCCUGCUGCAGGAUGAAGGGUGUUUGGAGUAUGCCAGUUAUGCAGAGGGAAAGGACACCCAUGUGACCCUGGUCCCUUCAUUGGCCUCGCCCACCAGGCCUGCCCAAGGAUACUGUGGUGGUGGCUCUGAAGAGAGCCCCGGUGGCCCAUUUCAGCCACCUUCAUCGCCCAGAGAGGGCGAUGCUUCAAGCUCUUGCCCAGCAGACCUGGCCGUGGUGCCGAGGGGUGACGGCGUCUCCUUACAUGGGACCGGUGGCGGCAGCUUCUCCGGCAGCCUGUGCGCUGAGGCUGAUGACAUCUGCAAUGCGACACUCAGCGACCUGUACGCAGGCAUGCUGCACUCCAUGAGCCGCCUGCUGGGUGCCAGGCCCUCCUGCGUGAUCUCCACCAAGACAUUCAUUGGCCGGAACUGGAGCACCAGGCAGAGGCACAGGUGGAAGAGCAGGAUGAACAGAACGAGCUGCCGAGCAGGAAGGCGCUCUCAGAGGAGCCCCCGGGAGAGACGUCCACCCUGCUCCGAGCCCGCGAAGGACGCGGCAGCACUAAGAGAUCACAAGAACUUACUCGAUGUUUCUGGCCAUAAGAUGUGUUUAAAAUUGGGGAGGGCUUUUCUUGAAGUAAACAAACCCCAAAUCCAUGCAUUUGAUCCACGUUGGAAGGAGCUUCAGAGAACACUCCAGAAACAUUCUUCAUUGACUUUCUUAGACUCCAAUGCAGUGUAUCAUCUUGAUCAGGAAAACAGAUUCAUGACACUAAAGUGGUUGAUUUCUCCUGUAAAAAUAGCUUCCAGACCAAGAAUACUAUGGGGCCAGGAAGGGAAUCGUUAUAGGGAGAUCGAAAUCAAAUUUGACAAACUUCACCAGGAGUACUGCUUGAAACCUGGGAAGCAGCCCUGCCUCCCCAGCUCCUCGGCUGUGGACGUGCACAGAGGGGGUCCAGGAAGCCCUGGUAGCCCCCGGGGCUUAGAAGCCCAGAGGCUGAGUAGCCCCCUCCACAGAGCAAAAGCUAAGAGGCUGAGUGAGGCUUUUGAAAGCCUGGGCAAAAGAUCUAUCAGAGAGGAUAGCUGCCUGCCAAAGAGUGACUCCUUCCCCUCACUUUCAAAGACCAAAUCCACACACAGCCCAGGCCACUCCCAGCAGACCUCAGACCUUGUUUGGCAAGGAAAUGAUCUGGGAAGAUUUAGGAAGUCAGUAUCACUCAGCAAAGCCAUUUCAGUACCCAGGGUACAACCUCCAGGCUGUGCCAGGGAUCAUUACAAUGAUAUUAAAGAAAAAUUUGACAAGCUUCAUCAAAAGUAUUGCCAAAAAUCGCCUCAGCAGACACAGGCGCCUUCCUGUACCAGAGCAUCUCCUGAUAAAGCAAGUGUGGGAGUUCGGUAUCAAAAAGAAGGUUUCUUAGGAAAAUUCAACUCAGACUCUGGCUCCCAGGGCCCCCCACAGCUGUCAUCACCACCCCAGCGGAGCAUAAACAGUCCCCUGGGCUCAAACACAACUGAGGCCCCUCCAUCUACAGGCUUUGUUCUCCAUGCCCCGUGGGGCCAUCAAGUCCCCACAAAACGACGCCGAUUAUCAGACCCUCAGGUGUGCGGACGGUGGGCUGGACCGUGGGAUUUCUUACCUGUGGACGGAGCCACCCUGAGGCCUGGAGAAGAGGUCAGCUCCUUACAACCCACCUGUGAAGAGAAGAAGAGGAAAGAACAAUACAUCUUUCAGGAUGGAAGAGAAAAGUGAUCUCGUGUUAGAAAACCUCAAAGCUGAAAGUCUAUCGCCAAGUUAUUUUGGAAUAUUCUCUCUUUUCACUCUUUGAUUUUGUGUAUUUUUUUUAAUCCUCAAGAAUAUGCAAGAACUUGCUUCGCUUAUC
Molecule: messenger RNA, 2333 nt
Organism: Hippopotamus amphibius kiboko
Lineage: Eukaryota; Metazoa; Chordata; Mammalia; Artiodactyla; Hippopotamidae
Gene: HJURP
Product: Holliday junction recognition protein
Exons: 9
Coding region: 32-2203 (723 amino acids)
Biological process (GO): CENP-A containing chromatin assembly
Cellular component (GO): chromosome, centromeric region; nucleus
Molecular function (GO): histone binding
Source: RefSeq, a predicted model, not a curated record